AUGCUGUAUUAUCGCAAUCUCGCUCUUCUCUCUCUCCUGAGCCUAAGCAGCGCUGCUCCCUCGCAGGUUGAGCGCUCUCCUGAUGCAGUAUUCAAGCCUCGCGCCGUCUGCACGCCAACGGCUGGUGGAAGUUCUUCGAUCGACGAUGUACCAGCCAUCAGGAAGGCCAUUUCCUCGUGCGGCAAUGGAGGCACGAUAGUAUUUCCCGCUGGGUCGACCUACUAUUUGAACAGUGUGCUGGAUCUUGCUGGGUGCUCGAACUGUGAUAUUCAAGUUGAAGGUCUACUCAUGUUCAGCGGCUCGACCGAGUACUGGGGUGGCAAGACUGCUAUGAUCAAUAUCAAUAAGAUCAAUGCCUUGAAGCUCCGAUCCUUGACGGGGUCCGGUGUCAUCGAUGGCAAUGGACAGAAUGCAUACGAUCUUUUUGCCUCCAAUAGCGACUAUGAACGUCCCACGCUGCUCUACAUCACUGGCGGUAGCAACAUCGAAGUGUCCGGCCUCCGCCAGAGGAACCCCCCCAACGUGUUCAACUCGGUCAAAGGCGACGCGAAGGACGUUACCUUCACGAACCUCCGCAUGGACGCAACCUCCCGUUCCGACAAUCCCCCGAAAAAUACGGACGGCUUCGACAUCGGCUCCAGCACGCAUGUCACCAUCUCGUCCGUCAGUGUGAGCAACGAUGACGACUGUGUGGCUUUGAAACCGGGCUGCAACUACGUGACUGUCGAGAAUGUCACCUGCACCGGGUCGCACGGUAUCUCCGUCGGCUCACUGGGCAAAAGCAGCGCCGAUACGGUGCAAAAUGUCUACGCGCAUCGCAUCACCAUGAUUGAUUCGACCAAGGCAGCCGGGAUCAAGACCUAUCCUAGCGGGAACGGCCAUGGCUUGUCAACCGUGAAGAACGUGACUUUCUCCGACUUCAACGUGCGAGGGUGCGACUACGCCUUCCAGAUCCAGAGCUGCUACGGGGAAAGCGCCUCCUACUGCGCGAGCCACCCAGGCAAUGCCAUUCUGCAGGAUAUUAUCGUCAAGGGGUUCUCGGGAACUACGAGUGGCAAGGACGACUGGGUUGUCGCAGAUCUGAAUUGUGGCGCCCGUGGCACUUGCGACGUUAGUAUGAGUGAUUUUAGUGUCAAGGCGCCAUCUGGAAAGGCAACCGUUCUGUGUGCUAACACGCCUUCAAGCCUGGGUGUGACCUGCACCUCGGGUGCUUCGGGUUAA
Messenger RNA from Aspergillus fischeri NRRL 181, 1221 nucleotides. RefSeq names its product putative extracellular exo-polygalacturonase. Gene Ontology annotation, molecular function: polygalacturonase activity. The coding region runs from base 1 to 1221 and encodes 406 amino acids. The transcript has 2 exons. Gene Ontology annotation, biological process: carbohydrate metabolic process. NCBI's taxonomy places the organism in Eukaryota, Fungi, Ascomycota, Eurotiomycetes, Eurotiales, Aspergillaceae. The record is from RefSeq and is a predicted model, not a curated record.